Messenger RNA from Fomitopsis serialis, 1847 nucleotides. RefSeq lists its product as uncharacterized. The coding region runs from base 277 to 1518 and encodes 413 amino acids. The record is from RefSeq and is a predicted model, not a curated record. NCBI's taxonomy places the organism in Eukaryota, Fungi, Basidiomycota, Agaricomycetes, Polyporales, Fomitopsidaceae. The transcript has 10 exons.
UGCCCGUCAAGUUUCAACACUAAGGGGUGAGAUACAGUUGAGAUCGUUCUACAUCGGCCGCUGGCAUACUCUCAUUAGCAGAUACAUCGCAACGCGAAGGCACGGAACAGCGACGUACUCAACCACUUACUGGCACUACGCAGACAGACGGGCAUUCUUACUAGGACGCCGCCGCACAGCUUAAGGGGAGUUAGAUAAGUAUGUAUAAAGCGAAGGUUGACCUGGGUGCCGUGGCGUCCGGAUGGCGGUUUGGCGGGUGUCUUUGACAGACGUAUGAUGCUGGUACGAGCGCGACUAGCUGCAGGUCUGCUCGUCGCCUCACUAGUUCGAUAUACCUUUGCAGUGGGUAAUACGACGUGUGCCAGCAAUGCGCUCGAUUGGUAUACUGACGCGUCGGGGAAACACCAUGUUCGCAUGACAUAUCAGAGGCUACGGCAGAUCUGUAACAGCCAAUAUGAAGUACCAUCAAUGCCCUUCGCUUUACCUGGCGAUCUCUGCAAUGACCAGCUCGGUUUCUGCUGCUGUAACUCCAUCUCAUAUGCACUGAGCAUGCUCUGCUUCAACUGUCAGUGGCUUGCGAAUACCACUCAAGAUCCUCACGGCUGGGAUGCUGAUGAUCCGACAACGUUCUACCUCUAUCACUGGAGCAACCCGGGCGCGACUGGAGUAUAUUGCGGAGACGGGACGAAUCAGACGCUUCCGGCUAACAUUCAAAGUGCUGUCUGCAAUGAGAAUAUACGUCUGGAUGACUUCCUUUACACUGUAUUCUGGAACAGCGGGGACUGCAUGUACACGAAGGAAUAUGCCCAGCAACAACAGGCCACGAACAAGAGCCAGACGUUCACACACUGUCCUAAUAACUCCGAGACAUCGUCAUCCGUGCAAAUCACCGGAACCGCAACUCACAUCAGAACGCGCGCCACGACUCGGACAACGUCUUCCAGCACGACGCAGACCGUCCCACCAGGGAAGAGUUCUGACAUCGAUAUCGGGGCUGUCGUAGGGGGAACCGUUGGCGGUGUGGCAGCUGUAGCCGCGGUGGCGCUGAGCGCCGCAUUGCUGAUGAUGAGGAACAGGAGGCAUCGUUGCCCGAAGCCCAUUCUUGACCUCUCAGACACUGACGGCGACCCGCAGUCAACAGUGUCAGCCUAUCCGCUUGAGGCCCACACUGUUACCCCAUUCACCAUUCAAUCCGAUGGAGAUCGCGGAGACACACAUAAUGAGGGCGCUCCACCGACGAACGAGAAGUAUGCAUUGCUACGGCACGACGGACUUACAGCUGGCACCUCGAUCACGGGUUCAGACUUGCACAAAGACACAUCGUCUAGCAGUGGAACGUUGGGAACUCGCGUCGCAACCUCUGGUGUAUCAGCUGCAGUCAAGUCAGGCGCUGUCAGUGGACCACUCCCGAGUUUCACUACUAUGAUGGAGCAGGAUGCGGGAAGACUCGUGAUCGAUGAGACGCGGCUUCCCCCUGCCUACCGUCCGGAGUGGCAGGCUGAGCGCUUAAUGGUUUGAAGGCCGAUCUCUAACAUUCCUCAUACCGAGAUCUCAACGUAUCGGGGUUCCGGCGGCGGAUCAUCACUUCAUACUCCUUCGAUGACGAUUCUUGUUAUUUAAGUAUGUGGUUAUACUAAGGUAGUACAUGGGAUUUCAUAUAUACCCGCACACUUGACAAAGUACUCAGACACAGACAGCGAGGGAAUUACCUAUGGUCUGUCCUAACAUAAUGACGGACCCCGGAGCCUGGCCCCCCGAGUACCUAGUACAUGAGUUGCCUAAUUUGGACAGGUUGCGUUCGGUACGAUCGUGAUCUCGGGUGUGGCGGGUAAUGUCCGUGGCAUCAA